Messenger RNA from Kogia breviceps (pygmy sperm whale), 2795 nucleotides. The record is from RefSeq and is a predicted model, not a curated record. NCBI's taxonomy places the organism in Eukaryota, Metazoa, Chordata, Mammalia, Artiodactyla, Physeteridae.
AGCGUCUGCUGGAGAGGAGGCGCGCCGCUGCCCGCCCGCUCGCCGCGUCCCCCUUGGCUGCUCGCGCCCAGCCCCCGGUUUCCCUGUCGUGCUCGGCCCCGAGGGCAUGCGGCAGCAGCAGGGGUCUCCGCUCCCGGGCUCCGCGGCGCGGGCGAGCGUGAGCGUGCCUGCACCUAGAGCUGCAGGCUUCUUAGGCAGAGAGGCCUUCGAAUACAGUGAUUUGAAGACAACAGAGGUUUAUUUUUCUCUCUUGUUAACAGUCCUGAGGAUGUUCAGUUCUUCUCCACAAUGAAUGAAUGUUACUAUGAUAAGCAGAUGGACUUUUUUUAUAAUAGGAGCAACACUGACACUGCCAAUGAGUGGACAGGAAUGAAGCUUAUAAUUGUUUUGUGUGUUGGGACAUUUUUCUGCCUGUUUAUCUUUUUUUCUAAUUCUCUGGUCAUCGCAGCAGUAAUCAAAAACAGAAAGUUUCAUUUCCCCUUCUACUACCUGUUGGCUAACCUAGCUGCUGCAGAUUUCUUUGCUGGAAUUGCCUAUGUAUACCUGAUGUUUAACACUGGCCCAGUUUCAAAAACUCUGACUGUCAACCACUGGUUUCUCCGCCAGGGGCUUCUGGACACUAGCUUAACAGCCUCCCUGACCAAUUUGUUGGUUAUUGCCGUGGAGAGGCACAUGUCAAUCAUGAGGAUGCGAGUCCACAGCAACCUGACCAAAAAGAGAGUGACUCUGCUCAUCUUGUUCGUCUGGGCCAUUGCCAUCUUUAUGGGGGCCGUCCCCACACUGGGCUGGAAUUGCCUCUGUGACAUCUCUGCCUGCUCUUCCCUGGCCCCCAUUUAUAGCAGGAGUUACCUCAUUUUCUGGACUGUGUCCAACCUCAUGGCCCUCUUCAUUAUGGUCGUGGUGUACCUGCGGAUCUACAUGUACGUAAAGAGGAAAACCAACGUCUUAUCUCCACACACAAGUGGGUCCAUCGGCCACCGGAGGACACUCAUGAAGCUAAUGAAGACGGUGAUGACUGUCCUAGGGGCCUUUGUCGUGUGCUGGACACCAGGCCUGGUGGUUCUGCUGCUUGACGGCCUGAACUGCACGUGGUGCAAUGUGCAGCAUGUGAAAAGGUGGUUCCUGCUGCUGGCGCUGCUCAACUCCGUCAUGAACCCCAUCAUCUACUCCUACAAGGAUGAGGACAUGUACAGCACCAUGAAGAGGAUGCUCUGCUGCUUCUCGCAGGAGAAGCACCCAGAUAGGCGGCUCUCGCACAUCCCCUCCGUGGUCCUCAGCCAGAGCGACACUGGGGGCAGCCAGUAUAUGGAGGAUAAUAGCAACCAAGGCCAGGUCUGCAACAAGAGCAGCUCCUAGGCUGCAGUGCCCCUCUGCCUGGCCCAGCCUCCUCUGGGAGAACUGUUCACAAUGGUUACCUGUCUCCAACGAAGCCCACGUAACAGUGUUAUUUGAGCUCUGAAUGAAUCGUUGGGAAAUUUUUAAAAAAUUGUUUUUCAUCAUUUAAAAGCAUGGGCAGGAAAGAGAGGACACGAUGCAUUUAGAGAAAAGGCACAGAAAGAGGGAAGGCAGCACGGUGGAUUCCUGCCUGACAUCCUGUGAACCCCUGGGAGCAUCGCCCAGCAAGGCCAUGCAUCCUGGGCUCUGCCACCAUCUUGUAGCCAUUCUCUUUGUGUUUCCAAAGGAUGCUGUUAAAGGGCUUAGCCCAAAAUAAAUAAAAACGUUACUUGAGCCACCUUAUGUAGCUGCUUGGAAAGCCUAUGUAGUUCUUUCUGCAUGCAUUUGAAAUUUUAAGAAAUGCUUCAGCAGUGAUGUUUUUCUCCUCAAACAAAUCAUGGCCAGUAGCUAGGUGUUCAAUAGGAAUCUCAGAAUAACAAAUCAGUCAGGGCUCCAGAUUAAUUAACUUGAUUUUUAACUGAAAGAACAUUCUGAGGAAAAAGAUUUACUUUGAAGUAAUAACAAAAAAGGUAAAUGUUAAAAACUCUUCUUGCAGGAAAAAAGAGAAAGAGGCCUUGAUGUGGUCCUCUCAGUGUGCAUGCGUGUGUAUACACACCUGUAUAUUUUCACACUUUGAAUUUGUAUUUAAAGACAUCACAGACAGUGAUGGUGAAAUAAAUUCACUGACCACCUAGACUUUCCAGUCUAGGACUACCGUUGUAGAAAUGACCUGUUGUGCUCUAAAAUAGAAAGAGGUGAUUUGUUUGAAAACAGACAUUCAGCAGGGUAAAAAAGUAUAUUAGAAUGUGAGCUGAGUUCCUUGCAUAUAGGAUCAAAUAUGAGCUUAAAUGAGUCUUUCUAUCCAGUUCCUUCCAUGCCACUGGUGACUUGUCAGAUUUUGUAUUUAGAAUAAUGUUCACACCUCAUAUUUUACCCACAAUUAUUGACAUGUUUCCACUACUUGUUUUACUUGUGGACUGAAUUUUGAUCUGGGUUCUAUUUAAAAGUUUUCUCCUUCAAAGACCUAAGUAGGCAACAUGAAAGGCAAGUCAGUAAGAAAAAAAAAAUUUAUAUACAUAGGCUACUGACCAGAGUUUUCUAUGUAAAGCAUAUAGAGUAUCUUCUGAUUCUAAAAUGAGAAUAACUUCAAAGCAGAUAUUAUAGUAUUUAUGUAGUUUGCAAAAGAAGUUUACAUUUUUUUUUUGCUAUUGUGUUAUAACAUUUAUGUGCAAGAACUACUUGUAAUAAAAGGAUUUGAGAAGUCAUGCUUUUAGAUAUAAUGGCCUAAAAUAGAGAGUAGUAUGGUUUGAAGGUAUAGAUUUCACGAACUGUGUAGUAAGUGGGUCUAUCUGAAGCUUAUA